Molecule: messenger RNA, 1116 nt
Organism: Penaeus vannamei (Pacific white shrimp)
Lineage: Eukaryota; Metazoa; Arthropoda; Malacostraca; Decapoda; Penaeidae
Source: RefSeq, a predicted model, not a curated record
AUGCAUCUUCCAAAAUCUAGCUUGAUUAUGGCUCUCAACCCGUACUUAGAUGAAGAUGGUGUGUUAAGGGUUGGCGGAAGAUUGCAACAAUCAAGUCUUGGAAGUUACCAGAAACAUCCAAUCAUUUUGCCUGGUAAAAGUCAUAUUUCUACACUUAUAGUACGUCACUAUCACCAAAGUGUUCGACACCAAGGACGUCAUCUUACAGAAGGAGCUGUUAGAUCUGGUGGAUAUUGGAUUACAGGGAUCUCAUCAAUCUUACACUCCUGUGUCCAGUGUAGAAAGUUACGAGGUAAAGAAGAAGUCCAGUUGAUGAGUGAUCUACCAGCAGAUCGCUUAGAACAUACUCCACCCUUUACCAAUGUUGGAGUUGAUGCUUUUGGACCUUGGACUAUAAUGACACGCAGAACUCGUGGUGGAUCAGCAAAUUCUAAACGGUGGGCUAUUUUGUUCACUUGUCUUACAACAAGAGCAAUACACAUUGAGUUGGUAGAAGAAAUGUCCUCUUCAGCUUUUAUUAAUGCACUUAAAAGAUUUGAAGCUCUCAGAGGUAAAGUUAAACUGUAUAGAUCUGACCGAGGAACCAACUUUGUUGGUGCAACUGAUAGCCUCAAGAUAGAUGCAGUAAAUGUGGAAGAAAAGAAGAUAGUAGACCAUCUGUACCAAACAGGCACUAAAUGGAUCUUCAACGCUCCCCAUUCAUCGCACAUGGGAGGUGUAUGGGAACGCCUCAUUCGAAUCUGCCGGAAGAUCUUAGAGUCAAUGCUAGCUGAAACUCCUUAUAAAACUUUGACGCAUGAAGUGUUAUCAACCUUCAUGGCAGAAGUAUGUGCCAUAGUGAACAAUCGACCAAUAGUAAACGUAUCAACUGAUCCAGAAAACCCUUUCAUCUUGUCACCUGCCACCAUUCUUACUCAGAAAGUUGGAAUAGACCAUGAAGAUUCAGUAGGAGAAAUUGAUACAAAAGACCUUUUGAAAACAGAAUGGAAACGUGUUUCUGCCCUCUCAGAAAUAUUUUGGAAUCGUUGGAAAAAGAAUAUCUGCACACACUCCAAGAACGUAGAAAAUGGUGUUGUGCAAAACCUAGUCUCACUGAAGGUGCUGUUGUGUUAUUGA